AUUUCGAUCUUUGUCGGACCCAUUCAAACAAGUGGUAUCGUUACACACACUAGCUAGCUCACUGCCAGGCAUCCGUACUAGCUAAUAGCUUGUCCAUCUUGUCAUAAUAUCCAUCUGCAAAAGAUCCAAAAGCCUUCCGACCGACUACGCACUAGUUAGCAAUAAACCCAGCCACCAUGACAGCCUUGAUUGAGACUCUCUUCGCCCCCGUUGUGUCCACUACUACUACGUCCCAGGCCGCAUCCACCUCAUCGUCUGCCCAGCAUCAGCCUCCCAUUUUCACGAAGUCCUUCACACUGCAGACCAUGAUAAUGAUCACCAGAACCCUGGAUGUCCGACGUGUCUACAACAGUGAUCACGAAUUGCGAGUGUCCAUUGAUGUUCCAGGGGCUGAGCGUGGAGCCUUGAGUCUGCACUUGGACAAUCGCACAGAAAGCAGACCUUCCAUCCAAAUCCGAGGGGUCCUCAAUGGAGAAGCCGUCUCCAAGACGCUUGGCUUGCCCACUACAAGUGCAUUGAAUCUGAACCAGCUCCAUGCCCGACUUGCCAACGGAAUUCUCGAUGUCGUGGCACCCAAGCUAGUGUCAACCGCAGCCAGCGACGUCUCCACCAGUACCAGUUCGGCUGCAGCCAACGAAACUAGAACUAUUCCCAUUGUGGCUGUUUGAGUGAGAUGAACGAACGACCUCUUGGCACUGCUGGCGGACUGAUAUCGAGUACAGCACAUCAUAUGAUCUCCCACAUCUGCUAGAAUAUAUUGACAUGGGAAUGUGCUUUCGUGGCAUUUUUGCAAUCUACUAUUAAUUCAAGUUCUCUUCGAUGAGGGGACUGCACUAGAUACAUAUAUACCAACUAAACUUUUAUUAAGAAGAGUUGUAGCAUC
Molecule: messenger RNA, 883 nt
Organism: Seminavis robusta
Lineage: Eukaryota; Bacillariophyta; Bacillariophyceae; Naviculales; Naviculaceae
Source: the annotation of a GenBank genome assembly